Messenger RNA from Vicia faba (fava bean), 369 nucleotides. Lineage: Eukaryota; Viridiplantae; Streptophyta; Magnoliopsida; Fabales; Fabaceae. The record is from the annotation of a GenBank genome assembly.
AUGCCCUCUCCCAAACCAACCUCAGAAUCAGAAAUAGAUGCAUCAUAUUCUGAUAACAUUGGCCAGAUACCUAAGGACGUUUCUCAACAAGAAAUUGUCCCUAGAGCAUCUGUCUUAAAGGAACUAGCAAGUCACCUAAUUGAAGUUUCCAGUUCUAAAUCAAGCUUUAGCUUAAACACUUGCUCUGAGUUUGAUAACUUUGAAUUUAGGCCUCUUGUGGUUGAACCUCUUCAAGUUAUUCAUAUUGAAACCAAACCCUCUGACCCCCAACAAAAUGUCCAAACCAGUUAUGUUGAAUCACACCUAACAAAGCUUGCUCAGACUGAAAUUCUAGUACAAUCUGAAACUGAACAAAUAAUCCAAGGCUAA